GUAAAUACUGCGAUAAAAAUAACUUUUGUGGACGUUUUUUCUUCCCCAGUCAUUUAUUAAACUCACGUUGAGUGAAUUGCCUUUAACCAGACUUCAUUUCAUCGUGACUUUGGUGUAACUUGUGAUGCAAUUAGAAGCUUUUGACUGCUUGUGACAAUGAAUAAGUUAUUGAAUCGACUAUGAAAAAGAUGUACGCGAAACUUUUUCUAAUAAUUUUUUUUGUGAUAAUUUCAUUUAAUCAAAUCAACUGCAACUACACGAACAACGAUAUUUCAAAUGGAUUGAAUGAAGACCACGAAGAUUCUAACGUAAAUGAAUCUUGUCCUUGCGAGGGUCAAGGAUGUCAUCCACUUUGCAUGAAAGAUGAAGACACAUCGCUUGGAAUGUUAUUUAUGUUAACCGCUAGUCAAGUCAUUCUUGCAACUGCAAUAAUUAUGGGAAUUUCUGCUGUUAUCACAAUCAUUUUAAGAGUCUGUUCUCGUACUCGAUUCCAGAGAAAUACUCAAAACUUAACAAAUAUUCCUGAUGAAUUCCAACGAACUGGAAUAAGAGCUUCAUUAACUUCACUUCAACAGCGGGUCAUGUCGAAACUUCGAGAUCGUCCUCCACGAUAUGAAACCAGACAUAAUUAUGAGUUUCAAAGGAGACAAAGAAAUAACACAAGAAUUCCGAUUCUUAAUCCUGGUGCGGUAACAUCAACAGUAAACAUUCCACCUCCAGCAUAUGAAGUGGGUGACAACAAUUCGGCAAGCGAACUUCCACCAACAUAUACAAUCGCUAUUGAGGAUACUGGAGGUGUUCUGAAUCAACCUUUGCCAAUUGAUGAGAGAGAAACUACAAACGAAAAUGAUAUUAGCAGGAAUAGAACGACUGAUAAUGUUCUGCAUAUUUAAAGUUUAGGAAUUUAUUUUGACAAAUUUUGUUAAUGUUUUGUAUUAUUUAAAAAGGAAAAGAAGUAAACAAAUCUUUAGAAUUAGAAUGUAAAUAGAAAUUUGGUUUAUUUAUAUAGUGAA
Clunio marinus is the source of this 1013-nucleotide messenger RNA. The record is from the annotation of a GenBank genome assembly. Lineage: Eukaryota; Metazoa; Arthropoda; Insecta; Diptera; Chironomidae.